This is a messenger RNA of Sardina pilchardus (European sardine), 3849 nucleotides long. RefSeq names its product ubiquitin specific peptidase 37 (gene usp37). The transcript has 24 exons. The record is from RefSeq and is a predicted model, not a curated record. Gene Ontology annotation, molecular function: cysteine-type deubiquitinase activity. The coding region runs from base 229 to 3057 and encodes 942 amino acids. Lineage: Eukaryota; Metazoa; Chordata; Actinopteri; Clupeiformes; Clupeidae. Gene Ontology annotation, biological process: protein deubiquitination.
GACUAGUGAAGUACAACGUCGUGGACCACCACACUGUCAACAACACCGUAUUGGUAUCACUCCAUGCCGGCAAAAUAGGCUUACUUCUACCGGAAGAUCAUUGGAAUCGAUAUUUUCCCUUUGAGUCAUCUGUAAGGAUACGUCCCUGCAGAAACUGUCGUGUAGAACUCGUGAAGACUUCACAGCCCCUGUAAAAUUCAGGAAGAAGAGCGCUGCAUCUAGGCUGUCAUGGCAGUCGCAGUGCCUAAACUGUCCAGUGGCAGCAUUGUCCGCAUUCGCAUCAACAGUCUGGACCUGGGUACCACCAGGUGGAAAGAGGGUGUCUUUGAGAUCCACGAGAAGGACAACAAAGUGAACCUGUUACUGAAGUUCAACAGUGGCGGUACCCCUAAAAACUUCCAGUUGAACCACAAUGUGAAGAAUGUCGUGUUGGGCCCCGUGCGAGCUGCUUGCAGCCGACUGGUAAUCACUCUGAAGGACUCCGGUACUGUUACCUUGGACAAGACACCUGCUACAGUCGCUAAGAAAAUGAAGGACUAUCUUGAUUCACUUAAACAGGGGAAAACAACCGUACUGAAAACGAAUCAGGGAAGUGCUAGUUUUGUGGGGGUACUUGGAAAUCGUACAGGGAAAAAUGAGACACCCUUAUCUACGCCAGAGAGACAGACCACUCCCAGGCGACCAGGUACUGAUAGCCGGGAGGAGAACACCCCAAGGAAGCCUCUUGGAAGUCCAAGCCGAGUUGCCUCUACACCUGUCCGACCGGGCCUCUCCGAAAAUAGAAGUGAGAAAAGGAAGAGGCUCAUGAACUCGGAAAGUGAUAUGGCUGAGGAUUAUCCCAAGGAAAAUGACUCGUCUAGCAACAACAAGGCGAUAGCGGAUCCAUCCCGGAAGUUUCUUCUCAGCUGCAAGGAGAAGUUGAAGCAAUCUGAGGAAAACAGGACCUCUGCCUCACCUGCACCUCUACAGCCAUCCUCCUUCUAUGGCAGCAGACCAGUUGCUAAGGAUUAUACUCAAAGCCAUUCUUUUCUGGACAGGCCCAGCAGCACGAGCCAGUCUCCUUCUACUAAACGGAGCUUGGUGUUACCAAAUCACUCCACUCCCUUUAAAAAAGUGCGCCCUUCGCUCGACUACAGUGGCUGGAACAAACCAAGGCCAUCCACCCUUACCCAGCCACAGCCUUCACUACAGGGAUUCUCAAACUUGGGGAACACAUGCUAUAUGAAUGCGAUCCUCCAGUCGUUGUUCAGCCUGCCAUCUUUCUCUAAUGACCUACUCAAACAGGGAAUCCCAUGGAAGAAGGUUCCCAGUAAUGCCUUACUCAGACGCUUUGCACAUCUGCUUGCCAAAAAGGAUAUUUCGUGCCCAGAGUUGAAGAAAGACCUGCUGAGGAGGGUGAAGAACUCUAUCUCCUCCACCGCAGAGAGAUUCUCUGGAUAUAUGCAAAAUGACGCCCAUGAGUUUCUGAGCCAGUGUCUUGAUCAGCUGAAGGAGGAUGUGGAAAAAGUAAACAAAAGCUGGAAAAAUGAGCCAUCGCCAUGGGACGAGUCCCAGAGUCCGCGUUUGAGUGACGAGACGGACACCUCUCGUAUCUACACCUGCCCUGUAGUCGUCAAUAUGGAGUUUGAGGUGCUUCACACAAUCACAUGUAAAGGGUGUGGAGAGGUAGUUCAGAAGCGUGAGCGGUUCAAUGACCUGUCAAUCGACCUGCCGCGCAGGAAGAAAACGAUUCCUCUGAGGUCUAUCCAAGACUCACUUGACCUUUUCUUCAGGAUGGAGGAGAUCGAAUACUCGUGCGAGAAAUGUAGCGGGAAAGCAGCCACGGUGACGCACAAAUUCAGCAGAUUGCCGAGGGUCCUGAUCCUUCAUCUCAAGCGGUACAGCUACAACGCCCAGUUGUCUCUCAACAGCAAGCUGGGCCAGCAGGUGGUGAUCCCCAAGUACCUCACGCUGCUGUCCCACUGCACAGACUCCACGCGGCCUCCCCUCAGCCUGGGCUGGAGCGCACAAGCAGCCGUGUCACGGACACUGAAAACCUCCCAGACUGUGAACAAUUCCUCGCUACGAAAAGGGACCCUUAAACCUUGCUCGUCUACUUACACCAUUGUGGAUUCUGAUAGUGAAGAGGAGCUUGUCAGGAAAGUGUCCGUCACCCGCAAACAUAGACUGAGUGAAAGCCUGGCAGAUGACGAGAGAUCUGAGGAGAUCCCCCUGACUCAGCCCAGUGCCCAGACUGAGCAGUCUGAAUUCGCCGGCAUCAGUGAUGACGAGAUGCUGGCGGCUGUGCUGGAGAUGAGUCGUCACGAGACCACGCUGGCCGCGCCGCCAGAGGACGACCCCACCAGCAGCCCCGACACAGGCUUUGGAGACGCCGAUGGCCAGGACCUGACUGGCCACAUGGAGCUGAUGGAGGCAGACAAGCCAUCGACAGAUGUGCUGGACUCCUUAGAUCUCACCAUGGAUGAGAACAAGGAGAACCAGACCCCAGACGCCGCGCAGGGCGAGCUGGACUGGGUGCAGCAGUACAACCUGGACCAGGAGCGGGAGGAGCAGGAGCUCCAGCAGGCACUAGCCCAGAGCCUCCAGGAGCACGAGGCUCGGGAGUUGAGGGAGGAUGAUGACUUGAAGAGAGCCACGGAACUUAGCCUUCAAGAGUUUAACAACUCCCUGCCAGAGUUGUGCUCGGAUGAUGACUCUGGGAACGAGGAUGUGCUGGAUAUGGAGUACACGGAGGCGGAAGCUGAGGACCUGAAGAGGAAUGCUGAGAGUGGAGACUUGGCCAACUCAUUCAGACUCAUCAGUGUGGUCAGUCACAUUGGCAGCAGCUCUUCCUCAGGCCACUACAUCAGUGACGUUUACGACAUGAAAAAGCAGUCCUGGCUGACUUUCAACGACAUGGAUGUGUCCCGGACUCAGGAGUCUACUGUUCAGAGGGACCGCGACCGAAGUGGAUACAUCUUUUUCUACAUGCACAAGGAUGUAUUUGAUGAACUGUUGGAGGUGGAGAAGACUGGAGGCAGCAACGAAGCGAGCCGCACUGUACUGCAGCCCCUCUGAGAGUGGUUUGUGUGUGUGUGUAUAUGUAUGUAGGUGUGUGGGUGCGUGUGUGUGUGUGUGUGGACUGGACAUCUGACACCUCACGGAUGUCAUCAGGUGGCUAAAUGUGCUGCCUCUCUUUUUCUCGUACUACUGAUCACCCCGUCCACUUUCUUCUACUCUGGGCACUUUCUUUUAUUUUUUUAGUCUUGUAAAUCUAAUACUGGUUAUAACCCUGUGUCCUCUUUGUCACGUUAGAGGCACACUGUUGUUUCUGAAUCAUAAUAGAUAAACUUUGACGCUUUGUACACAUUUAUGGGUUUAAAAUAGUUUGGCCUGAAAGAAUAUAUAAAUAUACAUAUAUAUAUUCCCCAAGCUCAUCUCCAAACAGUGCUUCUUAAAGUAGUUCUUCGGUACAACAAAGCAUUAAGUCGUGCAUCAAGGACCUCAUUGGAUGUGUUUUAGAAAAUGUUGGUCCUUCUUAUGGCCAAAAGCCGCCUCUUCACCUUUGAGCUUUCUAUGUAAUUCUCUUUAAUAAAGAUCUAUUCUUGUAUGUGUUCUGAGAAGGGAGAUGGACGGUGUGAACUAUAUCUUUACUUCUAUAUGCAGAUAAACAUGGUGCAAUAUUUAUUUGGCCUAUUGGCGUCUGUUUGUCCUACAGAGACGGAUGGGUGAUAUCCGGUUUAUCUUUACAGCUUUACCUGUGACUUGUUUUAUAAGUUUUAUUUUAUGAACUAAAUUAAUCUAGCCUGUCUUUUUAUAUAUGAAAAAAAUCACUCAUGCCUGUAGAUUCCACUGGAAAUACUGGUAGUU